AUGGGUAGAAAACGAAUGAGAAUAUCUAAAGUAUGCGACUUUUGUAAAAAUAGAAAAGUUAAAUGUGAUCUAGGCAAUCCUUGUUCUACGUGUGACAAAUUCAGGAAAGGUGAACCGUGUACAUAUACCGCAUACAACACCCUUAUACAGACUAGGAAGGACAACCAUGAAGAACAUAUCGUUGAGGAGUGUGUCAAGAAAUUGAGUUCUGCCGAUUCUGGUAGUAGUGGCAACAUCAACGGUUUAGGCACUACUGGAUCUGCCCCUGCUGUUUCUCAGCUUGAUUCAAUUUCCGAAUCAUUGGUUCAGGAGGAACUUGCGGCCUUGAAACAAAAGUUAAAAGCUUUGGAAGAAUCACUCCUGCGAAGAAGUGUAGACAAUAGUCCUACCAAUGGAAACCUGCAAUUACAUCCCGCAACAACAACAACUCCUGCAUCAUCAGUUCUAGCACCAUCUUUGACCAACCAAACAUUCAACCCCAUUAGUUCACUUGAAAUAACCAACUUAGUUGGAAAUAACCCUGCUGAAUCUCCAACUGAAACCAUAAACUUUUAUGAUGGAUAUAGUCCUACUUACGACAAAGAACCAAUUAGAAGGCGAAACUUUGGUCCGCUUUCUUGGAUUUCAUUAACAAAAGUCGAUGGGGCUUUAGGUGGUCUUUGGGACCAACUUAAUACUAUCAAAGAGCAGUACAAGGGAAAAAAUAUGUAUAUGGCUGCUACUUUGAACACUUCACAAGUUAUUGAGAAGGAAUUCUCUGAAAAAGUUCAUGUAGACGAAGGAUACAAUGAUAUUCGACCUUAUCGAGAAACUGUGCAAAGCGGUUCGAUUAAGGAUAAGAAACGUAAUUCUGAUCCGGUAUCGGCUGAAAAAUUGAAUGAAAAAGCUUUAAGUAUAGGGCUACUGUUUUACCAAGGUGGAUUAGAUGAAGAAAUGGAGUUGGUGGAAAAGAUCAAAUUGGUGUUACCAAAACAAAAAGUUAUUUGGCUAUUAUAUAAGAGAUUUUUUACCCAUUUGUACAUUGCAUUUCCAUUUGUUGAUGAAGUUGUAUUGAAAGAGCAAGUGCAAAAGUUGAUUGGUUAUGAAGACUAUCUUGAUGUUCCAAUUGACGUUAAAGUUGAAAAGAAGAUGGAUUUUGCAUAUUUGGGAAUCUUAUUGAUCCUAUUAAGACUCAGUUACUUGUCUCUUUUUUCCAAUGAUUCAAGCGUUAAUGAAGCUAACUUACACACCACAGAUCCUUCUCCUAAUGCUCAACAAGUCAAAUAUCUCAUGAAUAACCCUAUUAACAUCGAUGCCAUAGAUGUUGCACAGAGUUGCUUAAAUCAAUUCAAUUUAAUGCGAAGCAUCAAUAUGACAUUAAUGCAACUAGCAUUAUUCAUGAGGUUAUAUAACCUGGUUGCCCCAGAAGAUGGUGAUGGUAUUAAUGGUGGGGAUGCCCAAGUAUUUAAUGCAAUUUUGAUUCAAAUGGGGUUUACUUUAGGACUUCAUCGUGAGCCAGAUAAUUUCCCUGAUACUUGUAAUGACGAAAAAGUUAACAAUUUGGGACGAAAAAUAUGGACAUAUUUAUUGAUUAGUGAUUUGACCCUUGCGAUUUCCAAUGGAACUAUGCUAAAUAUUAGUUUGGAUGCGUUUGAUACAAAGGCUCCAUUUUACAAGCCAGGUAAUGAAAAUGUUAUUGAUGUUGAAUUAGAGAAAAUAACAGCACAAUGUUUUGCUCAGUUUGAUAUUUCUUAUCAACCAUUGCACGAAAUUUUGUCAACCAUCAUGAAAGUUAGAGGACUGUCUAAUAUGUCAGAAUUAUGUACCAAGUUGAAUUACAUUGAGUGCCAUUUCAUUGAACGAUAUGGGAAUUUACUGAACCGGGAUAAACUGAAACGUGUGAAUGAAGAAUUUCUUACCGCAAGAUUAAAAGUUUAUUUUACAGGGAAUUUGUUUAUGGUAUCACUUUACUUUCACAUUUUUAAUCAUUAUGAACGCAAAAGGAACACUGAAUUGGCACAUUAUUACCUCAAGAAGAUAUUUGCGGUUGUCAUACUUGAUUUAAUGCCAUUCUUGUGGGAAUGUGUCAAUGAUGUUAAUAUGAUGGUUUCUCCAAAAUCAACUUAUUUAGUGAUCAUUCCCUCCUACGAAAGUGUGGCUCAUAAAUCCUUGAUAUUAAUAAGUGCCGUCUAUGUGCGAGUCAAGCAUAAAGUUGUUAGUUUACAAUCAAAAUAUAACCACGGUCCACUAAUGAAAAGCAACAAUAAAUACCGAGUUCAUUAUCAACAAUUGGUAAAUAUUGCAGAUUUAUUGUUGAAAUGUCGUGAUGUAUUUAGAGAAUGUGUUUCUAAACUUGCACAUCGUUAUUAUUAUUCUUGGAGAAUAACUAAAGUUCAAAAUUUCUUGCAUAACCUUUACACCAAUGAUGAGUUAUUCAGGCAGUAUAGGCCACUUCAUGAAACCAUACUUUUCAAUAACGAUCAAAUGUUAGGAGAAUUGCAGUUUAUACUUGAAAACUCACUAGCAAAAGUUAAAGAAGCGAGAAAUAGACCUAAACAACCAGUUUAUUCCAAUUACAGCCAUGAAGACCCUGCAAUGAGAAGAUUUUCUUCGACUCCCCUGUUUGAGACAACUCCUGAUAUUGCAACUAAUGAUUAUAAACCGAAUGAGCAAAUUGAUUCAAUUUGGUUGCAAAUGAUGAAUAUGAAGAAUGAGUAUCGUGAUCCAGGAACUAACAAAUUCGGAUCAGGUAAUUUGAAUGGAGGCACUGGUCAAGUCUCUGACCCUAUAUAUAAUGCCAAUAUAGGAGCCACUCCAAAUAUAUUAAAUCCAUUAGAGGGUCCCCUUGCUGGUGUUGGCACUGGCUUGACUCCGGGACCUGGAAAUGUAUUUACCCCUUUGAACUUGGGUAAUUCUAAUGAAUUAUUUGAUAAUUAUCCUAUUGAUGAGUUGUUUAAGGAUUUUUCAUGA
Messenger RNA from Spathaspora passalidarum NRRL Y-27907, 2949 nucleotides. RefSeq names its product Zn(II)2Cys6 transcription factor. Lineage: Eukaryota; Fungi; Ascomycota; Pichiomycetes; Serinales; Debaryomycetaceae. Gene Ontology annotation, biological process: positive regulation of transcription by RNA polymerase II. The transcript has a single exon. The coding region runs from base 1 to 2949 and encodes 982 amino acids. Gene Ontology annotation, cellular component: nucleus. The record is from RefSeq and is a predicted model, not a curated record. Gene Ontology annotation, molecular function: DNA-binding transcription factor activity, RNA polymerase II-specific; zinc ion binding.